Messenger RNA from Lolium rigidum, 822 nucleotides. RefSeq names its product calcineurin B-like protein 3. Gene Ontology annotation, biological process: calcium-mediated signaling. The transcript is spliced from 8 exons. Gene Ontology annotation, molecular function: calcium ion binding; kinase binding. NCBI's taxonomy places the organism in Eukaryota, Viridiplantae, Streptophyta, Magnoliopsida, Poales, Poaceae. The record is from RefSeq and is a predicted model, not a curated record. The coding region runs from base 94 to 774 and encodes 226 amino acids.
CUCUCCGUCAGCGGGUCCCUGGUUUGCUGCUAGCCCGGCCGACUGCGGCGCCCUUGCUGGAGAAACUAAGUUGCGGCGCUGCCCUGAAGCACCAUGUUGCAGUGCCUGGAGGGGGUGAAGCACCUCUGCGGCGUGCUCCUCAGCUUCUGCUGCGACAUCGACCUCAAGCAGCCCAGGGGCCUAGAAGACCCCGAGCUACUCGCCAGGGAGACCGUCUUUAGCGUGAGCGAGGUCGAAGCGCUGUACGAGCUGUUCAAGAAGAUCAGCAGCGCCGUGAUUGAUGACGGGCUGAUUAACAAGGAGGAGUUUCAGUUGGCGCUUUUCAAGACCAAUAAGAAGGAAAGCUUGUUUGCUGAUCGGGUCUUCGAUUUAUUUGACACAAAACACAAUGGAAUUUUAGGAUUUGAAGAGUUUGCCCGUGCGCUAUCAGUAUUUCAUCCAAGUGCCCCUCCUGAUGAGAAAAUUAACUUUUCGUUCCAGCUAUAUGAUUUGAAGCAACAAGGUUUCAUUGAAAGACAAGAGGUUAAGCAAAUGGUUGUUGCUACACUUGCUGAAUCAGGAAUGAAUCUUUCAGAUGAAGUCAUAGAGAGCAUCAUUGAUAAGACUUUUGAAGAGGCGGACACAAAACAUGAUGGGAAAAUUGACAAGGAAGAAUGGCGCAAUCUAGUUUUGAGGCAUCCCUCUUUGCUGAAGAACAUGACACUCCAAUACCUCAAGGACAUCACCACUACAUUUCCAAGCUUUGUCUUCCAUUCUCAGGUCGACGACACGUAAAAAUCCUGAGAAAUUUCUUACUAUGAUGGAAAAUCAGAAGAUAGUCUU